AUGAAUAAUUUAUGGAUUUUUAAUCAGCCAAUUUUAUUUCCAUUUAAUCACUGUUAUGAAUAUAACAUACUUGAUAAGAAUUCUAAGAUAAAUAAUACAACAAUCGAUUGUUCUGAAUAUUCAUCAUGUAUACCGUUUGGUAAUACAUCAUAUACAUUAGGUUUUGGUCAUUUAUUUUCAGGUAAUUUACAAUAUUAUCAAUUAUUUAAUCCAUAUCAUCAAUAUUAUGAAUCAUGUUCAUUUGAACUACCUCAAUGCUAUUCUAAUACAUUGCAAAUAGAUAAAAUUCAAUCACAACAGGAUCCUAUUGUUAAUUAUAAAAUUAAUGAAGCAAUGGAAAUUAUUCGUAGGAAGAUAAAAGAUGUUGAAAAACAAUAUGAUUAUUCCAUAUCAUCAAUACCUUAUCGAUCUGAUCAAAUAAUGAAUAAUUGUAAUCAGAACAAUAUUACUCAAGCAGCUACACUACUUGAACGAGCAGCUAAUGCAAUAUCUAUUGCUGCUAAUAAAUAA
Messenger RNA from Rotaria sordida, 510 nucleotides. Lineage: Eukaryota; Metazoa; Rotifera; Eurotatoria; Philodinida; Philodinidae. The record is from the annotation of a GenBank genome assembly.